Molecule: messenger RNA, 1645 nt
Organism: Prunus persica (peach)
Lineage: Eukaryota; Viridiplantae; Streptophyta; Magnoliopsida; Rosales; Rosaceae
Exons: 4
Coding region: 246-1298 (350 amino acids)
Source: RefSeq, a predicted model, not a curated record
CAUAUUUCACAGGCUAAUUGUGAAAAAAUAAUUGGAUGGGUGGGUGUCCAGAGAUUAGCCUUUCCUCAAAAUUUAAUUUGAUAUGGCCCAAUACGAAGAAUUCAAGUCCAUUGAGCAUUUUGGGCUCUCCUUCCGCCUGUGUGGUCUUCUUCGUCUCUGUGUCUCUGCUUCUCUCACAACAAUACAAGGGUUUAAGCUUUCAUUUCUUCAAUUUUUUCUGAUUUUCUUCACUGGCUCCAAAAGCUAUGCAGGCCCUUAAACGCACAGCAACAAAGACCGAGUUCCAGAGACUCUCGUCCACAAUCACCAAAACCCAUUUCAUAUCCAGCACCAAUUUCAGACCCUUCUCCUCCAACUCAAAGAAAGGCGACGACGACUGGAACGACGCCUGGGAUACCGCCUGGCUCCCGCCCGACCUCUCGGGAAGUAGUAGCAGAGCUCCAUGGGAGACCGACGUCAAUUUCUCGUCUUCAGAGUCGAGCGUAGUGCUUCCGUCAGACGCAGACCUGGAGACCAAGGCGUUCGUGGAGGAUAUGAAUGAGAAUUGGAACGAGAGAAGAAAACCCAAAGAGGAAAAUCCGCAGAAGCAACAGCAGCAGAGUGAGAAUGGGUCGUCGCUUUAUAGUUUGGAUAGUAUUAAGAAGGACUAUAGGGUCAAGAAACAGAGGAUCCAUGCUGGCCUUUGGAUGAAGGAGAUUGAGAAGCAAGAGGAGGCUAAGUUGGCCGACUCGAAUUCUGUCGGGGGCGGGGACGAUAUCGAGCGAUUGCUCGAUAGCUGCUCCGACAUUUUUGAUUCUGCCAACAACGAUUUGGAAAACUCUAAAGUCCCAAGUGCUUCCGACUUCAAAAACAAACCGGAUGGUUGGGAAACGACAUCCAAGGCUAAGGAUGGAAACGUAUGGGAGAUGACCCAGAGAGAAGAAGAUAUUCUUCUCCAAGAGUUUGAGCGUCGAAUUGCGUACAAUAAAUUUCAGUGUCUCUCAGUACUUCUGGUUGUGAAUUCAACCCCUUGUUGCCUGGUAAAGAAAGACUGUUUAUUCUGCAUAAUGGCACCACACCUACAGUUUUCUGCCGAAAAGAGUUUGAAUAUUGCUAGUUUUAUCAAGACUCACAUAUUUAGCCGAAGGAGACCAAUUGAUGGGUGGAAAUACAUGAUAGAGGAGCUAGGGCCAAAUGCGAGGAAAGGGAAGGGUUCUGUUACAAGAUUACCGAGUCUAUCCGAUGCAUCAACCCAACCCUUUAAGGAGGAAAACAGUGCAAUGAGCAGCAGCAGCAUUAUGCCCUUUAAGGAGAGGUAGUUUGCUUUUGGACUAUGUUCAUAUAUUCCCUUGUGCUUGGAGAUUUCGGAGAUUGGGCGGUAAUGACCUUCCGUUGUUUAGAGAUAUCAGCCUCGAAAGAAUGUGUGCAUUUCCUUCAAACCUGCAGUUCCAACUUCUGAAUGGCAUAUUAUCUUGUAAGCCUUCAAUAUGGUUUCGUAGUCACUCACCAAUGACCAAAGGCUUCCAUUCCAUGAUAACCCUUUGUAUAUUUGCUUGCGAAAAAGAACUUAUGGUGCAUCAGAUCUGUCACGUUGACUUGUUACCACAUGAACUUUUAGUUUAAUGGUCCCAAAACAGGUGAAAAGAAGAAAUUUGUUGAUGGCCAA